Molecule: messenger RNA, 909 nt
Organism: Corylus avellana
Lineage: Eukaryota; Viridiplantae; Streptophyta; Magnoliopsida; Fagales; Betulaceae
Product: spindle assembly checkpoint component
Source: RefSeq, a predicted model, not a curated record
AUGGCGCGAAGUGACCCUCAGAAGCAGCUUCUAACCCUAAUCCGCGACUUCGCCUCUGAAAAAUCUCAAGGAGAGAGAAGAGUAGUUGGCUUAAAGAAGGGAAUCGAAGAGCUUCGGUCUGAGCUCGACGCAGCAAAUGCGGAGCUCGAAGACGCCAAGCGCACAAAAGAAACCGUUGAGCAAGAGCUUAAAGGUUACGAAGUUGAAUUGGCUAGGAACGAAGUCUCAAUUCAAACCUCGGAGGCAAGAAUUUCUCUGAUUCAGGACGAAAUAUCCGCUGUUGGAUCUGAUCUAGAAGCUCUUAAGCAUAAAGAAGGAGCAUUGCGAGACGAUUUUAUAAGCCAAAUGUCUGAGCUCAACACUAAGAUAAGGAAAUUCCAAGAAGUAAUCGCUUGUAAUGUUCACCAUGAAAGUGAUGUUGGAACUGCCGCAGCAGCCAAACACAAACAUGUGAAGGAAGUAAAUGAAGUUGCAUUAAAAACUUUGGAAGAUACACUAGCCCAUAUAAUAUCUCAAACAACUAAAGAGGAAGAAGAAUACCAAGCAGAACAGAAUUUUUCAAAGGAGGUCCAGCAGGAGUUGAUUGAUGAUGAGAAGAAGGUGUCUCUAAUGGACGUGAUAAUUAAAGUAACAAAAGAGUUAGAGGACGUAACAAUAUAUCCUUAUGAAAAACUACGUUGGGUUGUACCAAUUAAAAGUUCACUGACUUACUGCCUUACUAUAAAUAAUUUCUAGGAAUGUAACAUGACUUACUGCUUUUCAAAAGGUGAAUAUUGUCAAGCUGAUAUGGUCAUUGUUUUAAUUCAUGGGUAAAUGAUUUCAGGUCAGUGCUCAACGUAUGAGCAUUUUGUUAACAAUCCCUUGCACUUCAUAAAUCUAAUUUCACCUUUUGAAAAACCAUAUUUGCUU